AGCAGAGACAAACAGUUGCAGCCAAGAAGCAGAAACAGCGUACCGGUUUAUCGAAAAGGAACUUCACUUAACACAAGCUUCGCAUUAGCAGCCUAACCUACCGUCCUGCAUUUCACCUGUAGCGUCUGAAGAUCCACUUUGUAAAAAUGGUAUCCUGCCUGAAGCCCUGGACUGUAAUGCUCGCUCUGGUCCUGUGUGUGUUGGUGUGCCUGGGGACCUUUGUCGAUGCCUUCCCUCCGAAGCCGGAACACCCUGGGGAUGACGCCCCUGCGGAGGACGUGGCCAAAUAUUACACUGCGCUCAGGCACUACAUCAACCUCAUCACGAGGCAGAGGUAUGGCAAGCGCUCCAACCCAGACUCCGUGAUCUCAGAGCUGCUCUUUGGUGACAACUCAGAGAACAACGCUCGAUCAAGAUACGAUGACUCCUACGUGUGGUGAUCCCGUCUCCUGACCCUCUCCCUAACGUCCCCCCAUCUUUGCGACCAUCGUGUUGAAAAGCCUGACAUUAGAAAUGACGUCAACUCUAUUAACGUCAAGUCAUCGUGCUCAGCCGUUCGCUGCAUGCUAUCUCUCUCCUCCCUCACUCUGUCCCGCUUCGAUCAUGCUUCUACUUACACAAAGACAAUUGUAUAUAAUUUAUUAAUGAAUAAGACAUAAAAAAUAAAUUAAAAAAAUUAAGAAAAACUGUCAAACCAACGCACCGUAUCUGAAAGAAAAUUCUUUUUGUUUGUAUUGUAAAAAUGCUUAUGUGCGAUUAAAAUUUA
This is a messenger RNA of Polyodon spathula (Mississippi paddlefish), 766 nucleotides long. It is a transcript of the gene pyya, whose product is annotated as peptide YYa. The coding region runs from base 147 to 440 and encodes 97 amino acids. Gene Ontology annotation, molecular function: neuropeptide hormone activity; neuropeptide Y receptor binding. Gene Ontology annotation, biological process: neuropeptide signaling pathway; feeding behavior. The record is from RefSeq and is a predicted model, not a curated record. Gene Ontology annotation, cellular component: extracellular region. Lineage: Eukaryota; Metazoa; Chordata; Actinopteri; Acipenseriformes; Polyodontidae. The transcript is spliced from 4 exons.